CACAUUCGAAACAUUCAAGUUUGUCCAGGAUAAUUGGCGUGUGGUACUAUGUCACUAUAAUCCGAGUAAUUAAGUUUUUCUCCACCAAGUGUCCCUUACAAAACAGAGAGUUGAUUCAACCUAACCAGCUAAGCUUAAAGAAAAGCUGUACAAGAGAAGCUGAUGAUUGUCCCGACACCAGCUGAUAAAGACAGUCCAAAGACAAAGGGCAGCCUAAAGUAGCAUUGGAUGCCCCAGCUAGAAACCAGUUGAGGAUGAGUGAGUUCGAGGAGACAGGAGCAAAGGGGAUUGCUGAAGCUAAGGGUACGAGAGUGAUGGAUUAUAAUGAAGUUGAUCCAGAUUUGACGGAUCAUAAAUUUGAUUCGAGUAGAAAUCUUUCAAAAUCUUCUAGUGUUUCAAGUGAAAUUAAGGAAACAGCGGAAUGUAUACAGAUCCGGAUUCGUGAAUUGCGGCCACCACUCCCUGAACCUGCUGCUUGUAUAUUCAAAGUGCACCAGGGACUACGCAGCGUCAAUGAAAAAGCGUACACGCCCACACUGGUAUCCAUAGGUCCUUACCACCAUGAAAACCCCAACUUUAGUGCAAUGAAAGAACAUAAGUUGCGUUAUUUGCGUUCCUAUCUUCAACGCAUCAAUGACAAUAUUGAUAUUGGCACCAUCAAUGUGGAGCCUUACCUCCUGCGAAUGGAGAAAUUGGCGGAUAAGGCUCAAGUCUGUUACGCAGACCCCAUAUGUCUCGACAGAAAGAAAUUUGUGGAAAUGUUACUCCUUGAUGCUUGCUUUGUUAUCGAGUUUCUUUGCAAAUCUCAUUUACAAGAGGAUGACCCUAUUCUCAGAUCAACUUGGAUGAAAUUACAAAUCGGCCGAGACCUCAUGUUGCUUGAGAACCAGAUUCCCCUCUUCGUUCUCUCUGAAUUGUUUGACCUUAUCCGAGCUCGUUACAGACCUGUGACCCUCAUCAAGAUGGCAGCUUUGUUUCCCGUCAGUAUGAUGUUACCCAAACAAUAUUCCGAAACCAAAACCAAGGAACUAAUUGAGAAAACAUCUGCUGCUGGUGAAAGCAAGCACUUUCUUGACUUGGUGCAUAGGCUUUAUCUUCCCUCGUCUAGAAAGGAUAAAUAUUGUGUGGGAAUGUCUUGUGUGACAGAGCUUCAAGAGGCUGGUAUUAGCUUCGAAGUAAAUGAAAGUGAUGAUGUUGGCAUUUUUGAUAUACGCUUCGAGAACGGUCGCAUGAAAAUUCCUAAAUUUAAGGUGAAUGAUGUAACAGAGACAUUCUUGCGUAACAUUGUUGCCUACGAGCAGCAUUCCUCUCUUGACGACCACAAAUAUUUCACAGAUUAUAUAUCCAUUAUGGAUUUUCUUAUCCAUACGGGAAACGAUGCGAAUGCGCUUCGUCUCUGCGGAAUUAUAGAGAACAUGUUGGGUGAUGAUAAGGAGGUGGCUCUUAUGUUUAAUAAACUGGGUGAUGGAGUAGUAAUUCCACCAAAUUUCUAUUACUCAAAUGUAUGCAAAAAUGUGAACCACCAUUGUGAAAAACCUUGGAAUGAAGCCAUGGCGAAGUUAAGGCGCAACUAUUUCAACAACCCAUGGGCAGGUAUUUCUACCGUUGCAGCUGUUGUGCUCCUUUUACUCACUCUAAUACAGACUGCGGCAACCCUCAUUCCUCUGUUUUGAUUAGUUCAACAGGGAAAAAAAUACAUUGCAGCAGCAAGAUUAUGUUUCCAGCUUCCACCAGUUUCCUUAGCAGUUUACUCUCUUUUGAUAUCAAGCAAUAAUUGGUUGGUUUUCUCUUUGGUCUCUACCCCUUCGCGCACAAUGGGGGAUUUGUCUAUUUUAAUGAUACAAUCUUGUUCAAUUACUUUUUUUUUAGUGUUGUUCUGUUUUUUUAUUCAAUCAGAUAAUAAGAAGCUUACAAUUUACUAUGCUUUUUUUUUUUUUUUUUAAUACCAUUUCAUAUAUGAGAUUUUAGUUUCUUUCUUUGAGAAUUUUUUCAUUUGUUUUCUUGGAAGCAUUAGUUCUUUCACAGUGGAAGACAAAUGAACUGAAAUUGUGCACAGUGGGGAUGAAAAGUAGGCAGAGGCUAUUUUGGUCCAGGCAUUUACGGAGUCUAUGUGUUAAGUGCAUGGGCCCAUCUUAAUAUAUUACU
Molecule: messenger RNA, 2145 nt
Organism: Cornus florida
Lineage: Eukaryota; Viridiplantae; Streptophyta; Magnoliopsida; Cornales; Cornaceae
Product: UPF0481 protein At3g47200-like
Exons: 4
Coding region: 255-1673 (472 amino acids)
Source: RefSeq, a predicted model, not a curated record